CUAAACAGAAGUCCUCGCCCACAGACUCGCCCAACCUCACACUAAUCAUUCGGGUGGAGCCCCGUUAUAAAUUCAUUCACUUCUCCUUGACCAGCUCUUGGAAGAGACAGUCAGUUCAUUCUUUCAUCUUCAGGUGACGCUCUGCAUUUUAUCAUCACAGUCACAAUGCCGUCUGAUCUGGAGAUAGCAAUGGAGACACUGAUCAAAGUGUUUCACCGUUAUGCGAGCAAAGACGGUGUAAAUACAUCAACUUUAAAUCGCAGAGAGCUCAAAAUGCUGAUGGAGACAGAGUUGUCCAGCUUUCUGAAGUCUCAGAAGGACCCUGCUGCGAUAGACAAGAUUAUGAGGGAUUUGGAUGCAAAUGGUGAUGGAGAAGUGAAUUUUGAAGAGUUUGUGUCUCUUGUGGUGGGCCUGUCCAUUGCCUGCGAACAUCUCUACCAGAUAAAACUGAAGCAAGGGGCAGGGGGUGUCAAAAAGCAAUAAAAGAUGACUGUUCUGUCAUUUUGUUCAUAGAGAUUAAAAGCCACCUGACUUGAUUCGAAGUUGUU
This is a messenger RNA of Carassius carassius (crucian carp), 548 nucleotides long. RefSeq names its product protein S100-A1-like. Lineage: Eukaryota; Metazoa; Chordata; Actinopteri; Cypriniformes; Cyprinidae. The coding region runs from base 166 to 483 and encodes 105 amino acids. The record is from RefSeq and is a predicted model, not a curated record. The transcript is spliced from 3 exons. Gene Ontology annotation, cellular component: cytoplasm. Gene Ontology annotation, molecular function: calcium ion binding.